AUGAGGGGAUCUUCUAACCUAGCCCCUCCGGCCGCCCUCACAGGCGGCGCAAAGAAGAAUUCGCAAGCCAACCCAAAUGGGUCGCAGCCGUCCAAACCACAGCCUCCCCUUAGCUCGCUUCGAAGCCCUCCGCUUGACCUUAAUACGGUUGAACGGCGUGGUGGCCCCAAUGCAUGCCCCGAACCCCCAGCAAAGAAGAAUCGCCCACAUGGCCUGCAAGAGGCUCCAACGUACCGACCGACUGAGGAGGAGUGGAAAGAGCCUUUCGAGUAUAUCAAGAAGAUCGCUCCGGAGGCUCGUCAAUACGGCCUCUGCAAAAUCAUCCCCCCAGACUCAUGGAAUCCCCCUUUUGCAAUCGAUACAGAGAGAUUCCAUUUUCGAACUCGCAAACAGGAAUUGAACUCUGUAGAGGGCAGUACCCGUGCGAACCUUUCGUACCUCGAUGCCUUAGCCAAGUUUCACAAGCAGCAGGGGACUAAUCUCACACGUUGGCCCUAUGUUGACAAGAAGCCCCUCGACCUCUAUCGGCUGAAAAAGGCCGUUGAGGCACGUGGUGGCUUUGAGAAGGUUUGUAAACUCAAAAAGUGGGCUGAAAUUGGUCGCGAUCUUGGUUACAGCGGCAAGAUCAUGUCUUCCUUGUCAACCUCUCUGAAAAAUUCUUACCAGAAGUGGCUUUGUCCGUAUGAGGAGUAUCUUCGGAUGGCUAAGCCUGGCGUCCAUCAACAACUUGAAUUGGAGUAUGGUGGACCUUUGACUCCCAGCCCCGUGCCAACCCCAAUUAAGCGAGCUAGCGCGCAGUCCUCAUCGAGUGCCGACUCGUCUGGCAAGCAGGCUCCGGAUACAGAUGUCAACGCAAAGGACAAGGACCGGGAUGUCAUUAUGACGGAUGCCCCUUCUACUUCGAAUAGCACAUCUGGUUUCACGGCCAUCAAUCGCCCCACUGGCCCUUCGUCUUCCGAAGAUAAGAGUAUUUCAGCUUCGAAGCCGCAAGGCACAUCUGGUGUUAAGCGCCAGCUGAGCUGCGACAGUCAGGAUUCGUCGAAGAGGGAUUCGGGCGACAAGGACGAGGGCGAAAACGGAAGUAGGAGGAGCAAGAGACUCAAGAAGGACACCGUUCCUACUGUUGCUGGGUCCCACAUGUCUCUGUUCCGCACACCGGUGCCCCGAGUUCCCAGAGAUGAAACAGUAGCGCCCGGAGAGCGAUGCGAGCAGUGCGGCAAGGGUGCUGAAGAAGGCUCUCUAAUCCUCAUUUGCGAAUCUUGUGACCACGGCUAUCAUGGCACAUGUCUCGACCCUCCGAUUCGGGUGAAGCCAGAAACCGAGUGGAACUGCCCCCGCUGCCUGGUUGGCGAUGGUCAGUUUGGCUUCGAGGAGGGUGGCCUGUACUCACUGAAGCAAUUCCAGGACAAAGCCAACGAGUUCAAGCAAAGCUACUUUGAGAAGAAAGCCCUUGUCGAUCCCGUUACUGGAGAGCCUCGUCCGGUUACGGAGGACGAUGUUGAGCAGGAAUUUUGGCGCCUCGUUGCCGAUCUGGAGGAGACUGUGGAAGUGGAAUAUGGUGCCGACAUCCACUGCACUACCCACGGCUCUGGAUUUCCUACCAUCGAGAAAUUCCCAGAUAACCCUUACUCUACCGAUCCAUGGAACCUGAACCUGCUCCCGCUGCACCCUGACAGUCUGUUCCGGCAUAUCAAGUCCGAUAUCUCUGGGAUGACCGUUCCCUGGGUUUACGUCGGCAUGAUCUUUUCGACCUUUUGCUGGCACAACGAGGACCACUACUCCUACUCGGCUAAUUACCAGCAUUUUGGCGCCACCAAGACGUGGUAUGGAAUCCCCGGAGACGAUGCAGAGAAGUUCGAAAAGGCCAUGCGUGAGGCGGUCCCCGAGCUCUUCGAGACGCAGCCAGACCUUCUCUUCCAGCUCGUUACCCUACUCACUCCCGAACAGCUCAAAAAGGCUGGUGUCCGUGUCUAUGCUCUUGACCAACGAGCUGGUCAAUUCGUGAUCACUUUCCCUCAAGCCUAUCAUGCCGGCUUUAACCACGGAUUCAAUUUCAACGAGGCGGUCAAUUUCGCCCCUGCGGACUGGGAGCCAUAUGGCUUGGCAGGUGUCGAGAGGCUGCAGCUGUUCCGGCGCCAGCCUUGCUUCUCUCACGACGAGCUCCUGUGGACUGCAGCCGAGGGGAUCACUAGCGGCGGGCUCAGCAUCCAAACCGCUAAGUGGCUUGCGCCUGCGCUGGAAAGGAUUCACAAACGAGAGCUUGAUCAACGGGAGGAUUUUAUCGCUAAGCACGAUUUUAUCGCCAAGCAUCUCGAUGCGAAACAUCCAGCCCAGCACCACCGUUGUGUCUUCAACGGAGAGGGCAAUGAUGAAUGUCCGAUGACAUUCAGAGUCGAUGAUGCUGAUGUUCCAGAGGAGGAGUAUGGGUGCUUUUACUGUAAGGCCUUCACCUACCUCUCCAGAUUUAUCUGUCUCAAGACCGGCAAGGUGCUUUGUCUCCUCCACGCUGGCAACCAUCCGUGCUGCGAUUUACAAGAGUCGGAUCGGUACCUUGGCAAGGAACACGCACUCUACUACCGCAAAUCUAAUGAAGCCAUCCACAUGAUGACAAAGAAGGUGUCCGACAAGGCUCGCGUUCCCGAGACCUGGGAGGAGAAGUAUGAAAAACUCUUGGAUGAAGAGGCGACCCCGUCGCUGAAGGCACUGCGCAAUCUCCUCAGCGAGGGCGAGAAGAUCCCUUGGGAGCUUCCAUCCUUGCCUGUUCUCAGGUCUUUCGUUGAACGCUGCAACCAUUGGGUCGAGGAGGCAUCAUUUUAUACCGUACGCAAGCAGCAAAACCGCCGCAAGAACGAGAAGGCUUGGCAAUCUGGGGCUCGGAAGUCUGUUGGCAGUGCAGUGCAAGAUCAAAAAGAGCGGGAGAUGCGCAACCUUGCCAACAUCGACCGUCUUCUUCAUGAGGCCGAAUUGCUCGGGUUUGAUACAACAGAGAUCGGACAGCUUCGGGAACGUGCUGAAGCUAUCAAGACCUUUCGUGAGGUGGCUCGGCAGCUCCUUGAACACCGCCCAUCGCAUUCCAUCCCUGCCGUCGAAAAGCUGCUGGAAGAGGGCCAGAGUUUCAACGUCGACAUUCCUGAAGUAGAGAAGCUUUCACAUCUCCUUGAUCAACUUCAGUGGAACGAAAAGGCCAGCAGCAGGAGAGGCACCUUUAUGACCCUCCAGGAGGUAAGAGAGCUUAUCGAAGAGGGUCGUCGACUUAAUAUUCCCCCAUACAACGACCACCUUGCAUUCUAUGGCGAGCAAUAUAAUGCUGGUUACAUGUGGGACAAGAAGGUUCAGGAGAUCAUCAAUGCCGAGUCGAUCCAUUAUCCCCAGCUCCAAGCCCUUGCGGAUCAGGUGCGGAGCAAUAACUGGCCUGUGUCACCAGAAAUCAUGGAACGCGUGGAUCAGAUUCUUCACAAACAACGCGAGGCUCAUCGCCAGGUCAUGGACCUGAACCAGCGCUGCCAAGACCCUGACUACCGAAAGAGGCCAAGAUACUCUGAAGUUGUUGAGGUGAUGAAAAAAAUCGAAGAGCUGCAAGCCAAACCUGCGGGUACCCAUGAACUCGAGAAGGAGCAAAAAAGGCAUGAAGAUUGGAUGCGCAAAGGGAAGAAGCUCUUUGGCAAGACUAAUGCCCCGCUUCACAUCCUCAAGAGCCAUAUGGACUACGUCCUCGACCGAAACCUUGACUGCUUCGACAUCGAACACGACAAGCCGCGUGUUCCAGCGGAGCCUGCAUCCAGGGAGCCGAGCCCAGAUGGAGAGAAGGGACGCUUCGAGGACAAAUUCCGUGAAGUGUUCUGCAUCUGUCGUCGGACAGAGGCAGGUAUGAUGAUUGAAUGUGAACUCUGCCAUGAAUGGUAUCAUGGCAAGUGUCUCAAGAUUGCCCGCGGCAAGGUCAAGGAGGACGACAAAUACACCUGCCCAAUUUGCGACUGGCGCGUCAAGAUUCCCCGUGAUGCCGCUCGCCCUAAGCUGGAAGAUCUUAUGGCUUGGCGGGACGAAAUCCCGACCCUGCCAUUCCGGCCUGAGGAAGAGGAAGUCUUGAACAAAAUCAUCGAAAACGCCUCCGCCUUCCGCCAUCAUAUUGCUCGGUAUUGCAACCCACUUGUGACGACACCAUCCGAGGUUGACACCCAGAGAUUCUAUCUUCGGAAGAUUGAAGGUGCUGAGAUCUUGUUGGCGUACGAAACCAACUUCUUCCGGCAAGAGCUGCACAAGUGGAGCCCCGUCGCUCCCGAGCCGCCGCCAAUUCUGGAGGUAUCGAAGAGCACUCGCAAGCCGCGGCCGACGAAGCUGCAGAAGAUGCUUGCCCAAUAUGGCGUGACUGACAUUGACGAACUCCCCGAGAGUGUGAGGGGCAAAGCAAGCAGUCUCAAGCGCAAAGCACUCAUGCAUGCUGAGAACGAGGCUAAUCAGUCUGGGAGCUCAAGUUCGAUGUCAAUGCUGGGAAGCUCCAGCUAUGGUCAGCAUCCUUAUUUCACGCACAACCCAUCUGCCCAAGCGGGAAGCUCCAGUAUCUCGCAGAUAUCUCAAUCUAGCCCCGCUAAUAAAUCAGGCGAGUCAUCAGCUUCGUCCCACAACCAGCAACUCGGCGGGGGAGCUCGGCCCGAGCCAGGCUCUUCCUCGUCUCUCCUCCGUCCCGACUCCACUACGACCCACCCCUCCUCGUUCAACCCUCAUGAUGACCAUGCAGGCCCGCAGCUUGUCUCUUCUGGCGACCUGAUGCAUGAGCUCGAGGAACGACUUCUCCGCGGCGCUUUCGAUGACAUUGACGAAAAACUCAGCGCUGCCCUGUCUACGCCCGCAGGAAAGGCACGUGUAUUGGAGAUCCUCUCGCGCACCGAGGAAGGCCGUCGUCGGGCCGAGGAAUUGUUUGGCCACGAUGUCUGGGCCAGCGACCGCAACAGCGACCAUCAUCGAGCUGCCGACCGGCCCGCAGUAGCGCCAAUGAGUCGGGAUAAUGACCCGAUCGGGAUUGGCGUGGGUGCCAACGAAGGUGAUGGCGACGACAGCAUGUUUGUGGAUUUCAAUCAAGAAGAUGAAGAUGAAAAAAAGACCAGGGAGAACAGUGAACAACAUAAUUGUCAAGAGCAUGAUCAGGACCAGCAAGCGCUGGCGGUGGCUAACGAAGCAGCUGCCACGUCGACAGCUAGGGAGAUGCUGGAUGAGCAUCAUCGCGGCUCUGAGGCAGCUGCAUUGAUGGAUGCGGCUUCUUCUGGGAAGGAGUAG
Messenger RNA from Thermochaetoides thermophila DSM 1495, 5271 nucleotides. Its product is annotated as histone demethylase (H3-trimethyl-K4 specific)-like protein. The record is from RefSeq and is a predicted model, not a curated record. Lineage: Eukaryota; Fungi; Ascomycota; Sordariomycetes; Sordariales; Chaetomiaceae. Gene Ontology annotation, biological process: chromatin remodeling. The transcript has 4 exons. Gene Ontology annotation, molecular function: DNA binding; histone demethylase activity. The coding region runs from base 1 to 5271 and encodes 1756 amino acids. Gene Ontology annotation, cellular component: nucleus.